ACAGAUAUAUUAUUCCAAUACUAUUAUUAUAUUUUAUAUUAGCAUAUAUCUGUGGUAAUCAGUUAUUUAGUUAUCACUUAUAAGGAUUCUCUGUGCACGACCCGUUAUGGUUUUUCGUUACUGCUUCCAUGGCCUGCUUUUCCGUUACAAACUGGAGGCAGGGAUGGUUAUUUAAUUUGUCGUGGUUAUAACCUAUAUCUACUUUUUUCCGUAGGUAAAUUCAGGUUAUUCACGAUAAUAUCGUCCCGCGUCCGUAUCUUUAGACUCUAAUACAGAUUCAAGAUUCUGUAUAAAUUGUCCAGUUUUCCUAGUAAGACCGUUUGUUUUGUAGAAUUGUCUCGGUUUACAGUAAACGGUAAUAAGAACUUGAAGUUAAAAGAGUUAGUCAAGUCUCAAUUACAAUUAUUAAAGUAUUAUUUAAUUAUAAAUUGAAUAGAACUAUAAUACAUUAUGAUAUAUGAGCAUGCCUAUACAUCAGAGUCAGAAUUCGCCACUGAUAUACACUAAUGGUGAGUAAUAAAAACAUAAUGGAUCUAUCUGACGAAGAAGAUGAUAACCCUUAUGAUUUUGUCGCACAAUAUCGAAAGCUUGAAAUGGAAAGGAAAAAUAAAAUCAAUGAGUCCCCUGUGGAUUGCGAAGAAGUGAUGAUUAUUUCUAGUACUAGUUCACAGACUGAAAUUGUUGUUGAUGCAAAGCAAGAUAGCCUCCCCUCUUAUAAUUUGAGGAGUAAACGGACUAAAAAAUCAACCAAUUCAGAUGUUAAUACUGAUUUAAAUUUAACAGCAAGUACUUCUAACCAAUCUAAACCUCAACGUAAUCGGCUAAGGUCAAAAAGUUCAGAUGUUAAUACUGAUUUAAAUUUAACAGCAAGUACUUCUGACCAAUCUAAACCUCAACGUAAUCGGCAAAGGUCAAAAAGAAAUAAAGAGCCUGAAAAUGAGAAUGGAUCAGUAAUAUGUAUUGGAGAUUUUUAUGAUGGUUAUAAUAUGCCACCACCUAAAAUAAUGACAGAGAAAUCUAAUGAUAACAAAUUGGAGGAUGUCGAAAAUAUCAUGUCUAAUUGGAAAAAGAGACAAAUUGAAGAGGCUGAAUUAGAAGAUGCUUUAGCUCAAGCAAAUCGAAUUAUGAAUGUCAAAGUCUAUUGGCGAAAAAUGCGCACACAUUGUUUUCCUCUUAGAAUGCAUCAGUCAAUUUCAAGUAUUUACGAACAUUUUGCAAAAUUAGAAGAUAUAGAUCUUUCACAUGUUCGUUUGGAUCUACAUAAUAAGCUUCUUUCGCCAAAAGAUACACCAAAUUCAAUUAAUUAUAAGAUAAUAGAUUUCAUUGAUGGUGAUAUAGAAUUUUAUAAAAGUCCUUAUGAUACACCUGAUGUUCCAGAAGUUGAAGAAGAACCGCAAGAUGAAAUGGUGCAAUUCCAUGUCAAACAAAAGGAUGUAAAAAGACCUAUUACUAUUGAGUUGAAGAAAACUGAUAAAAUGUUAAUUAUGUAUAUUAAACUCAAAGAAUUGUUAGGAUUUGAUAUAGACUCGUUUACAUUAGAGUUUGAUGGUGAUAAAGUUAAAUUUAUGGAUACAAUGAAAAGCUUGGAUCUCGAAGGAGAUGAAUGUUUUGAACUUUUCCAGAAAAAUUAACAUAAGAAUUAGAUUUUGUAUCAACAAAAAUUAUAGUUUAAUAUAUAAGGCAGAAUUUAUUCUAAUAAAUAUUUUUUUAUAAUUUUGUAUAAUUGUCAAAUGUUACAACUAUUAAUAUUUGUGUUUUGUGUGUUGGUUAUUAAUUGAUAGAAACUUAACUUUUUAUUAUUAAAUUAUCAAUGUAACCGUCCUAUAUUUUGUUAUACAACUUAUGUUUAUUUGUAUACGAUUUUUAGAUCAAUUUUGAUCAUUUGUGUGAAUUUUAUUUGAUACUGUCAACAUAUUUUCAUUGUUGUUUAUAAUUAUAAUUGAAAAACAUGAACACAUU
This is a messenger RNA of Aphis gossypii (cotton aphid), 1959 nucleotides long. RefSeq lists its product as uncharacterized. Gene Ontology annotation, biological process: cytokine production; positive regulation of transcription by RNA polymerase II. The record is from RefSeq and is a predicted model, not a curated record. NCBI's taxonomy places the organism in Eukaryota, Metazoa, Arthropoda, Insecta, Hemiptera, Aphididae. The transcript is spliced from 12 exons. Bases 507 to 1631 code for a protein of 374 amino acids.